CCUCAUUCUUUAGAUUGGUCAAGCAGAAAACUUCCGUCUUUCGAGUGCGAUACCAAAAGGAAAAUAUUCAAAAGAGUUAACGAGGCUAACCGGCGGUCGGAUAACUACCUUUACCAGUUUUACACAGCGAUCGUCUUGGCCCUCCUCACCUCGAGACCCCAGGAGUGAAUGACGCUCCCCCCGUCCCUUCCACACCCUGACGAGGAUGACAAUGGAAGAGAUGAAGAAUGAAGCGGACGCGACCUCGAUGGUUUCCAUGACGCUCUAUGCCGUGAUGUACCCUGUCUUCAAUGAGCUGGAGAGAGUAAAUCUAUCUGCUGCACAGACUCUAAGAGCCGCCUUCAUAAAGGCAGAGAAAGAGAACCCGGGCCUAACUCAGGAUAUUAUCAUGAAGAUUCUGGAGAAGAAGAACGUUGAGAUUAACUUCACAGAGUCUUUAUUACGCAUGGCUGCAGAUGACGUUGAAGAGUAUAUGAUUGACAGAGCCGAGCGAGAGUUUCAGGAGCUGAAUGAAAGGGCUCGUGCGCUCAAACAGAUCCUUAGCAAAAUCCCUGAUGAAAUCAACGACCGAGUCCGUUUCCUGCAGACAAUCAAAGACAUAGCCAGUGCCAUAAAAGAACUACUGGAUACAGUCAACAAUGUGUUUAGGAAAUACCAGUAUCAGAACAGACGGGCACUUGAGCAUCAGAAGAAAGAGUUUGUGAAACACUCCAAAAGCUUCAGUGAUACUCUGAAAACAUACUUCAAAGACGGAAAGGCGAUAAAUGUGUUUGCCAGUGCCAACCGCCUCAUCCACCAAACCAACUUGAUACUGCAGACCUUCAAAACUGUCGCAUAGGAGUGGCAGAAGUGUAUUUUUAAAAAAUAACCUUUAUAUGAACAAUGUAAAGAUACUUUGGACUGUAAUUUAUGAGUCUUGUCUCCAGGAGGUAACACUUAAGGCAAGAUGGCUUCUAUUAUCAUUUCUAACCGCACAUCUAAUCUUCUUUAUGAGCUGGAGCUUUACGCUCACGCUAUCGCUAUGGAGACGCUCUGGCUUGAUUUCUCCCUCUGUUUUGCUCCUGAUGUGGUUUUGUUCUCUCCGGUCAGUCCAAGAGAAAGCCAAAUGCCUGGGAGCCUUAAACGGGAGGGAGACGCAGACGUGCUUGUAUAUGCUGGGGUUAACUGUCUCUUCUGAUGCUUUGAACUUGAAUGAGAGAUGUAUAUUUAAUAGAUAUUUGGUAACAGAAUUGUUCAAAUAAACACAGCACAUGUUGGAAAGAUUUAAACAAAA
Paramisgurnus dabryanus is the source of this 1273-nucleotide messenger RNA. RefSeq names its product programmed cell death 10a (gene pdcd10a). Gene Ontology annotation, molecular function: protein kinase binding. Lineage: Eukaryota; Metazoa; Chordata; Actinopteri; Cypriniformes; Cobitidae. Gene Ontology annotation, cellular component: FAR/SIP/STRIPAK complex. Gene Ontology annotation, biological process: positive regulation of MAP kinase activity; regulation of Golgi organization. The record is from RefSeq and is a predicted model, not a curated record.